GUGCAAGCUGAUGUGAUGAUCAUCUCACGAUCUCUUUACAAAAAUCUCAUAAUUAUCUCACUCUCUCUUGACUUUUUUUUUUUUGGAUGCUUACCAACCCCUUUUGUCCCAAGUCAUUGGAGGAUGGAGCAAGGUGUGGCUUACCUUCUCCUUAUAUGUAUGAUUACCAGACAACACCAAAACCAAACUAUACCAGAAACUCCUCACCUUUACUUCCUCACACACACACGCACUCUCUUUCAAGGGAGUGGAAGAGGGCUUCAUUUGAAGUUGUUUCUUUUCUUGAGUUUGUUUCUCUUUGUUAAGUUUUUGAUAAGUAUGGCUGGGAUUGGAGUGUUCUCAGAGAUUUUGGACGGAGAUGUGUACAAGUACUACGCAGAAGGAGAGUGGAAGAGAUCAUCUUCAGGGAAGAGUGUUGCUAUCGUCAACCCAACUACGCGAAAGACGCAGUACAAGGUUCAAGCUUGUACACAAGAAGAGGUAAAUAUGGUCAUGGAAACGGCACAAAGUGCUCAGAAAUUAUGGGCCAAGACUCCUCUUUGGAGGAGAGCAGAACUCCUUCACAAGGCCGCUGCUAUCCUCAAAGAGCAUAAAGCCCCAAUUGCUGAGUGUCUUGUAAAAGAAAUCGCAAAACCAGCUAAAGAUUCAGUAACUGAGGUUGUGAGGUCUGGGGACUUGGUUUCUUACUGUGCUGAAGAGGGGGUUAGGAUUCUGGGAGAGGGAAAGUUCUUGGUUUCUGAUAGUUUUCCUGGAAAUGAGAGAACCAAAUAUUGCCUGACUUCUAAGAUUCCGAUUGGGGUGGUUUUAGCCAUUCCACCAUUUAACUAUCCCGUCAAUCUUGCUGUGUCAAAGAUUGCUCCUGCAUUGAUAGCUGGAAACUCCAUCGUGCUCAAGCCUCCAACCCAGGGUUCUGUUGCUGCUCUUCAUAUGGUUCACUGUUUUCACUUGGCUGGUUUUCCCAAAGGCCUUAUUAGCUGUGUUACUGGGAGAGGCUCUGAGAUUGGUGACUUCCUUACUAUGCAUCCUGGGGUCAACUGUAUAAGCUUCACUGGUGGAGACACAGGUAUUGCAAUUUCAAAAAAGGCAGGCAUGGUUCCUCUUCAGAUGGAACUGGGAGGAAAAGAUGCCUGCAUUGUACUUGAGGAUGCUGACCUAGAUUUGGUAGCAACAAACGUAAUAAAAGGGGGCUUUUCUUACAGUGGUCAAAGAUGCACAGCAGUUAAAGUCAUCUUGGUGAUGGAAUCUGUUGCUGAUGCCUUGGUUGAGAAAGUGAAAGCAAGAGUUGCUAAGUUGACCGUUGGGCCACCUGAAGAGGACUGUGAUAUCACUCCCGUGGUGUCAGAGUCAUCUUCAAAUUACAUUGAAGGGUUGGUUAAGGAUGCUAAACAAAAAGGAGCCACACUUUGCCAAGAGUACCGAAGAGAGGGCAACCUCAUAUGGCCGUUGUUGUUAGAUAAUGUUAGGCCUGAUAUGAGGAUUGCAUGGGAGGAACCAUUUGGACCUAUUCUGCCCGUUAUUAGGAUCAGUUCUGUAGAAGAAGGAAUCCACCAUUGCAAUGCUAGCAAUUUUGGGCUCCAGGGCUGUGUCUUCACCAGGGACAUCAACAAAGCAAUGUUGAUCAGUGAUGCAAUGGAGACUGGGACAGUUCAGAUAAACUCGGCACCAGCUCGAGGACCGGAUCAUUUUCCUUUCCAGGGCAUAAAGGAUAGUGGAAUUGGGUCGCAAGGAAUCACCAACAGCAUAAACAUGAUGACUAAGGUCAAGACCACAAUCAUCAACUUACCAACCCCUUCAUACACCAUGGGCUAGUAAUAGUAUAUGGAUCAUCACCACUAC
This is a messenger RNA of Juglans microcarpa x Juglans regia, 1836 nucleotides long. Its product is annotated as NADP-dependent glyceraldehyde-3-phosphate dehydrogenase-like. NCBI's taxonomy places the organism in Eukaryota, Viridiplantae, Streptophyta, Magnoliopsida, Fagales, Juglandaceae. Gene Ontology annotation, molecular function: lactaldehyde dehydrogenase (NAD+) activity. Bases 16 to 1809 code for a protein of 597 amino acids. The record is from RefSeq and is a predicted model, not a curated record. The transcript is spliced from 10 exons.